GUUUGAUGCACGCCCUUUAUGUAUGUGUGUGUUUCCUUACUAGGCAUUAUGUGCUCAAGCACUUUUACGCAGCGCUGCCAGCUGCACGGAACGUGCAGAACCAUUAUGGGUCUCCGGUACGCCCUAACCAUCCCUGCGGUUGUGCUGCUGAUCUUGGCAAUAGUCGGGAUCCUGCUGGUGGUCCUUCCGACUAAAGAGAUUGAGAUGCCUCCUGAAAACAUGUAUGGAAUCGUUCUGGAUGCAGGCUCAUCUCACACCUCCAUGUAUAUCUACAAAUGGCCAGCUGACAAGCUAAAUGGCACUGGGAUUGUUACCCAGCACAGCGAGUGUCAUGCAGAAGGUGGAGGUAUAUCCAGCUAUGCAGGUGUUCCUGGUGGUGCUGCAAAAAGUCUGGAGGCCUGUCUGGAACAAGCUGCGAAGGAUAUACCCAAAUUCAUGCACCAACAAACUCCACUCUAUCUGGGUUGUACUGCAGGCAUGAGGCUCUUGAACAUAGUCAAUGCCACAGAGUCCCAGCAGGUACUGAAGGAAGUGAAAAACAAACUGCAGUCUUACCCUUUCGAUUUUAAAGAGGCAACCAUCCUGAGCGGACAGGAGGAGGGGGCAUAUGGCUGGGUCACAGUCAACUACUUACUUGAAAACUUUGUCAAGUGUGGUUUUGUCGGGCGUUGGCUGAAUCCAGGCAGAGAGACAAUUGGAGCUUUGGAUUUAGGCGGAGCUUCCACUCAGAUUACUUUUGAGACCUCGGAAGAGGUGGAGGACAAGCAGAACGUGAUGGCGCUGGAGCUUUAUGGAAAAAACUACAAAAUAUACACUCAGAGUUUCCUGUGCUAUGGCCAAGACCAGUUCCUGAAGAAGCUACUGGCUCAUCUUAUCAUGACUGAAGGUGUGAAACCCGAAUUGAACCAUCCCUGCUAUCCACAACAGUUCAAAACAUCUAUCAAGCUGGGAGAGGAUGUGUUUGACUCUCCAUGUACUAAAAAGUACAGACCAGCCCAGUUUGACCCCCAGAUGUCUAUAUCAGUAGUGGGCACAGGAAAUUACCAGAACUGCCUAUACAACAUAAAAAACAUGUUCUCCUUUGACAACUGCUCUUACUCCAAGUGCUCCUUUGAUGGAGUCUUCCAGCCCAAUGUGAGAGGAAGCUUCAUGGCAUUCUCUGCCUUCUUCUUCACUCACAGCUACAUCAACCGCCUCACUAACAUCCCCAUCACGUCACCCAGUCGACUAGAAGAGGCAAUCCGUCUCAUCUGUAACAUGACCAUCUCUGAGAUGACUGAAAAGACAAAUCAGUCAGAGAAAUACAUGAAGAAUGUCUGCGCCGUCUCCAAUUUUGUCCAGGUCAUCUUAACAAAGGGCUACGGUUUCAAUGAGCAUUCCUUUCCUUCCAUCUCUUUUCAGAAAAAGGCAGGAGGAGCAUCUGUAGGCUGGGCUUUGGGGUACAUGCUGAGUCAGAGCAAUAUAGUCCAAGCAGAGAGCCUUGGACUGAUGAAGGCCCUGCCAUCAGGUCCCUGGACUGGCAUUCUCUUCCUCUUCAUCACCCUCCUCCUCAUUGCAGUGGGAUAUCUAAUAAUGAUCUACAGAACUAGAAAUAGAGAAGCCAUGGUGUAAGAGCAUGGGUGACACACUCCCUAGUCCAAUUCAUAUUUCUCUAUUGUACGCAUAUGUCCGUCAAAACAUUUCUGUUUCUUUUGAAAAAAAAAUGCAAGAACAUUUUAGAUUUUGUUGCACUUUAUUGUGUGUGUGUGUGUAUGUAAGUGAAAUCAACAAAUCAGUAAAAUGUGUGCACAAUUUUCUUUGCAAAUCCACAAACUUUCUGCUUGCCUCUUUAGAGGAGUGUGUGUAAAAUGAAACUCCAGAAUAAAUGAUUUUUUUGUAAA
This is a messenger RNA of Micropterus salmoides (largemouth bass), 1880 nucleotides long. Its product is annotated as ectonucleoside triphosphate diphosphohydrolase 2-like. Gene Ontology annotation, molecular function: UDP phosphatase activity; GDP phosphatase activity. Gene Ontology annotation, biological process: nucleoside diphosphate catabolic process. Gene Ontology annotation, cellular component: plasma membrane. NCBI's taxonomy places the organism in Eukaryota, Metazoa, Chordata, Actinopteri, Centrarchiformes, Centrarchidae. The coding region runs from base 19 to 1611 and encodes 530 amino acids. The transcript is spliced from 9 exons. The record is from RefSeq and is a predicted model, not a curated record.